CUACAGUGUGGCCUGAGCAGGCCGAGCCAGCGCCAGUCUCGCCUACAUGACGCCGCUACACUCUUUCACACAGCUGAUCUCAGGAGCUACUGCAGCUGCUGCCGUUUAGGCCACCGGGCAAAAGGAGCUGGGCAGAGUGCUCGAACAAACGCGAGAAGAGAAGACAGCAAAAGAAAAGUUGAAGGAAAGAAGACGAAGGGAAGACUGAGGUGAAGUUUAAGAGAAGAGAAAAAAGAGAAGGACCAGAGACUGCGGAUGAAAUGACGGGUACAGACGCAGGGAUAUGCACUGAUGACUUGAGUGCCGUUACUUACAAACCAUGAAUGAGUGCAGUUGGAGGUCAGUGGCAGAGUGACGCCAAUUCUGCAGAAAGGACUGUUAACAAGAAAAUUGAAUCGAGGCUCAUUUGGGGAAAGCUGAAUCGAAGCGAAGGCCAGAAUCACGUCUCUAAGGACGCAUUUUUAUCAUCGGCGACGGAUUCCUGUCAGUUUUUCCAGGCAAGGUGAGACACAUUACCAUCCAGGACCAUCUCACCCGGACUGUCACCUGGCAAUUACACAUUUUGAACUCUGCGAGACUGAGCGACCGUCGCUGGCGAGAUGAUCCAUAACACGCUUAAGUCAACCCAGCCAUCGGAGCACAGCCCCAGGAGCACACACUCAGCCGCACAGAGGAAGCUGUGGAGGUACUCGGGCUGCAGACGGGCCGGCCAGGUGGAAAGUCACCGUCGCAGCGUGUGCGUGCUGGCUGCUGAUUUGAAUGCCGGAGGAGGAGGAGGAGGAGGAGGAGGAGGAGGUGGAGGUGUGAUGCAUACCAUCCAUGGGCUGUGCCACCUCUGCAUCGGAUGUAGGCUGCCUCAGGUGACCAUCCUUCGAGGAAAGGAUGGAUAUGGCUUCACCAUCUGCUCCGAUUCCCCUGUGAGGGUGCAGGCUGUUGAUCCAGGGGGUCCAGCGGAUCAGGCAGGUCUGCAGCAGUUGGACACUCUCCUGCAGCUAAAUGGUCAGCCAGUGGAGCAGUGGAAAUGUGUGGACCUAGCUCACGCCAUCAGGAACAGCGCCAAUGAAAUCACAGUUGUGGUGUGGCGCACGGGCCCCUCAGCAAAGCCUAGUUUCGAAGGCCUCAUCCACCGGCCCUCCUACAAGCCCUCCGCCUCCAGCUCAAACUACGAUGCCCCUUCGCCCCCGGCCCGCAGGCGCGCACCAGACGUCGGCACCAGCAAAACCCCGCCAGCUGUGCCGCCUCUCCCAGCCCACCACCGUGCCACCGCCGCCCGCAGGCUGCUGGUCAAUGGCUCCGACGCUGGAAAUAGCAGCGGCGUAGGGGUAGGGACCCUGAGGUGGGGGGCCCAGGGGGGAUCAGCUGAGGAGCUGGACGGGAAGCCGCGGCACCUCCACCACCCUCACACUGCCACGUUGAAGGGUACGAGGGUGAAGGCGUCCAACGGGGACAACUACAUCAUCCUGGCCCCCAUCAACCCCGGAAGCCAGAUCUUGAGGCCUGUUUACCAAGACAACCAGGGAACGUUAGCUGCCAGGUUAUACCCCACACGACAGGCUUCUGGUCAGCAGCCUCAGGGUGGGGCUGGGGGUGCUUUUUCUGGAGGUAUGAGCAGUGGUGGUGCUGGUGUUGCUGGUGGUGGUGGAAGUGGUGGAGGCGGUGGGGGUCUCUCUAGCCGCACGGGCUUCCUCCGUCGGUCAAACAACUCCAAGACAACAAAGACGUCGUCCACUUCCACCAGUGCCGGCAUACCUAACUACCAACAGCAGAAUGCCAACUUUGCCAACUACCAGAACUGUACCAUCGUCCGCUCACACACCCCACACGGCAACUACGGAUAUGUGAAAGUGGCACCCAAGAUCCUUAUCUUCCCCAUCUUUGUUCAACCUCUUGACCUGUGCAGCCGAGCUCUCAUCAUAUCCGAGGAGAUGAUACUCCACGAGAGCAAGCACCACUCUCUCAAGGUUACAGUGUUUGUCUACACUGACCUGAUGCUGGUGACGAGAGAAGAUGAGCCAGGCCGGUGUAAUGUACUUCAGAGUCCACUGUACCUCCGACAGCUGAGGCUCCAGGAUGAUUAUGCGGAAGAACUGAGAUUCUACCUGAUUCACAUGACCGAGAAGUGUGACUGCCUGCUCAGCCUAGAAGCCUAUUCGGCGGACCAGAAGCGCCGCGUGUGUCAGUGCCUGAAGGACAACAUCGACAAGCAGCUUCAGCUUCACAGGAGGGAGCCUCACGUUCCGCAUUUUGAACAGAUGCUGGAGCCUAAGGUGGAUGCCCCUUCAUGUGAGCUGGGCGGAGUAGGUGGCGAUCGAGGAGAUGUGGGCCUCCAUCUGCCCCCCCGCAACUCGGAAGGUGAGGAAAGCAGCCUGUACCCCUCCAGUCCCUCAGAGCCCCCAACUCUGGGUAGUCCUCACCCCUCAGAGCCUCUCACCCCUUUGGAUGACAUCUACAUGCCCCUCGGAGGUCUGGUGGGAUCCGGAGAGCGACAUAAGGUGCCUCCAACCCCGCCUCCUUCCACCGAGGGCGAGGACUGCAAGAGCAUGGAGGAGAUGGAGAUCUGGAGGGAGGAGAAGGAUGAACACAGCAGGAGAGAGGAAGGUAUUGAUGAUGAUGAUGAUGAGGAAGAUGAUUACAAGGCCUGCAGAAAGAGUCCAGGAAGUGAGGAGGAAGAGAAAGAAGACGGGUACGAUGAGGAGGGAGACAGGAACGAAGAGGAAGUCAACCUCAACCUGGUGGUGUCGAACACGGAUGAAGACAACGCCUCGGAGCCACCUGACACCAACGCUCCACCUUCCUCCUCCUCGUCCUCGUUUGUCAUCCCCGAGUUGCGUCUCGAUCGCUCCUUCAGCGCUGACGCCCUCUCCUCGCCCAACACCGACGAAGAAGAGUACGACGAAGACGACGACGACGAGUCCGAAGAGGAGGACGACGAAGACGACAGCGACGACGCCUACCUGCAGCGUAGCGACAGCAAGCGCCGCAGCAUGGUGGAGGGCGCCACCUGCGAGAAGCACGGCGGAGGCAAGCUCAGCGUGCAGAACUCCCUGCGCAGGCGCACCCACAGCGAAGGGAGCCUGCUCCAGGACCCCCGCACGCCAUGUUUCACCUCCGACAACGCCAUCAACUGCCUGGAGGUGGGGGGAGCGCACCACAAGGGCGGCUGGACGCUGCCAUCACCUAAAACCCUGAAGAAAGAGCUGACCAAGAACGGGGGCUCCAUGCAUCAGCUGUGUAUGCUGUUCUCCGGGAGGAAGCUGAGCUCCGGAUCCCCCUGUAGCUGCGAGGUCGGCCCCGAAGGGACAAAGAAGAAGAAAUCCAAGAACCUGGCCAAAGACAUGAAGAACCGGCUGGCUUUCCUGCGGAGGAGGAAUGAAUCCCCAGGAAGCAACCCAGCCAGCAAGUUAGACAAAUCCAUGAAGUCAGUCAAGCCUACCCCGGAGGAGGCGCUGAAGUGGGGGGACUCACUUGACAAACUGCUGGCACACAAAUAUGGUCUGGCAGCCUUCAGAGCUUUCCUGCGCACAGAGUUCAGCGAGGAGAAUCUGGAAUUCUGGCUAGCAUGCGAGGAAUACAAGAAGAUCAAGUCGCAGUCCAAGAUGGCCUCAAAAGCCAAGAAAAUCUUUGCAGAAUACAUCGCCAUCCAGUCGUGUAAAGAGGUCAAUCUGGAUUCGUACACCAGAGAUCACACUAAGGACAACCUGCAGAAUGUGACGCGCUCCUGCUUCGACCUAGCGCAGCGGCGGAUAUACGGGCUGAUGGAGAAGGACUCAUACCCACGCUUCCUGCGCUCAGAACUCUACUCGGACUUAAUCAACCAAAAAAAGCCCAGCUCCACUCCGACUUCAUCGUCAUCAUAAAGAGACCAGGAAACAGGAUACGAGGACGAAGAGGAAGAUGAUGACGAGAGAAUAGCAAAACAAAAGGGGGGCAGACUUGAAGUAGCGUGGGUGGGCGGGAUGUGAGGUUCUCUGUUUGCCUUUUUAUUUGUGUGUGUGUGUCUGUCAUCCUGUCCACUGUGAUUUUGUUGUUGUUGUUGUUGUUUAUUAUGGUGUGAGAGGACGCGGCAAAGCUAUUGGCACUGCAGAGGAAUGUAGUUUACACAGUUACCAGGUGGAUGGAUGGAUGAAUGGACCGAUGUGUGGAUGGAUGUUACUAAAAAAUGCAGAAGCCCACGAAGCGAGGGGCCGGGAGCAGCAGCUGGACGCUUGUCUGAUCACUGUCUCUUUGGGUUUUGAUUUUGGUGUCAGUCUUUUUUUUCUUAAGUUUCUUGUCCAGUCGUACUGGAGAAAAGGAGGGGUUGCUCAGAAAAUCCUGCAGACAUGAAGACAGUCCGGUACUGUUUUGUCACUUUUAUUUUUUCCACCCCCUUGCAAAACGUUUAAAUUCCCCUCCUUUCCUCCACCUCAUUCUCUGUGAAGCCACUUCAAAAGCUGUCGGUACGACACAAAGUCCUUCUUCUUUGUGUUUUUUUUCUUUUCUAAGUGUAUCAUGGAGGGAGGGAAGAAAAAAAAAAACAAGAUGAUGUCUGAACGAAAGCGAGCACUCUGGCUCAGUUUCGCACUCAUCUCCGUCUAACACCUACACCCCACCCUCCCCCCCAAAAAAGCUUCUUUCAAACAGCUUUCACCUUUAUUCAACUCAUCGCAAGACUGUGGAAAGUUACUGUGAGCGUUCGACAGGGACAAAAGAUGGAGACGGCAGUCGGGGCAAAGAUGCACAUGUAUAAAUGACGGACGCACCGGAGCUGUGAUGAAACGCAGAGAUGUGUCAGUCUAAGAGUCACAUUCGAAGCCAGUAAUGGAAAAAAAAGACGACUUGCUUCCUGUCUCCAAAGACUGUUUACAACGAGGAGCGAGAAAAAACUCAAGAAGAACCUGAAGAAAAGAAAAAGAAAAUAUUCUGCGCAGCCAAAAGGACAUUUCCUUCAACAUUGUAGCUCAUUUCUGGACUAACCGAGGAAGCAUUCUCAGGACAUUGCUAUGACAGUUUUCCGGCAUUUUUGUUUUGUUUUGUUUUUUUCUACACACUCAACAGUUUUUUUGUUUGUUUUUUUAAAAUAUGCUUUAGGGUUCCAACCUGCACUCCCUAGUUCUUCCGAGCAAUACAGCGAGAGGUUGCUCAAUGUCAUAGUCAGAGGAAGAAGAAGAAAAAACAAAAGAGAGAGAAAAGCUUCAUGUUGUACAAAAAGUUUGCCUAUUUAUUUAGAUUAACUCGCUGGACGCUUCUACAGACACCCUCACCUCCUUUCAAAAGCACUCAGCUAAAAGCUCUCACUUUCCUCUUUUAACCACCAAACAGGUCCAAUGCUGUCCUGAAACUUUAAGUGCAAUAUUUCUUUUUUUUCCUUUUUUUUUUUUUUUAAUUUUCUUAUUUUAUUUUAUUAUUAUUAUGUUCAUUUAUUUGGAUAAUUUUUGAAUUUUUAUGGGGGGAAAAAGACGAAUGGCUUGAGCUCUGUAUUAACUUUAUUUGUUAAGAGAAGACAAAAAAAAAAUACAAAAAACGUAGAGCUAUAAGGUUGACUUACAACGCAAAACUUUCAAGAAACAUAAGUAGUUUAACGAAUUUUAAGCAAGUGAUUCUAACUGUGUGUUUAAACCCCCGGCAGCAGGCAGCCGGGGCGCGUUAUGGUUGUAAAUAUAAUUCUUUAAGAAAACUAUGUGAUAACACAUUAAAAACAAACAAAAAACAAAAAGCCAAUAGGUCUCUGCUGGUGAAGAACGUGGGACCUGGCUGUAUCUAUGUAAAUAUGAGAGACUCAAAAACUAUAAGAUGAGAUGUAUUGUUAAAAAAAAAAUAAAAAUAAAAUAGGUGAGCAAGAGCAGGUACAAUCUGCUCUCUUCCCUGGUCAUACACUGCUUGUAAGGAGUUUUUUCUGAAAUGCAUUUUAUCAUUUUCACUGUUUACAAUUCAAAAAUGCAUCUCCUAUGAUAGCAAGUGAAAACAGUAGAGUACAUUUGGUGUCAUUGCUAAUGAUAAAUAAACCAACCAACUGAUGAA
Molecule: messenger RNA, 5997 nt
Organism: Acanthopagrus latus (yellowfin seabream)
Lineage: Eukaryota; Metazoa; Chordata; Actinopteri; Spariformes; Sparidae
Gene: rgs3a
Product: regulator of G protein signaling 3a
Exons: 16
Coding region: 600-3857 (1085 amino acids)
Biological process (GO): signal transduction
Cellular component (GO): nucleus; plasma membrane
Molecular function (GO): protein binding
Source: RefSeq, a predicted model, not a curated record